Messenger RNA from Miscanthus lutarioriparius, 381 nucleotides. The record is from the annotation of a GenBank genome assembly. NCBI's taxonomy places the organism in Eukaryota, Viridiplantae, Streptophyta, Magnoliopsida, Poales, Poaceae.
AUGGUUGAGCUGAUGGCCACCAUGGUGGUCGGGCCACUGGUGUCCAUGGUGAAGGACAAGGCCUCCAGCUACCUCCUGGACCAGUACGACGUCAUGGAGGGCAUGGAGGAGCAGCAUGAGACCCUCAAACGCAAGCUGCCGGCCAUCCUGGACGUCAUCGCCGACGCCGAGGAGCAGGCGGCAGCCCACAGAGAAGGGGCCAAAGCUUGGCUCGAGGCGCUCCGGAGGGUGGCCUACCAAGCGAACGAUCCUCUCACAACAAAUCAGCAUCAGCCGGGAGAAACCAACCAGCGAGCAGGCUCUUUGAUGAGUUCAAGUAUGAGGCAAUCCGCCGUGAAGCCAAGAAGAAGGGACACUACAAGAAGCUUGGGUUUGAUGUGA